AUGGAGCCAAUUCUGAGACGGCUGGCAGAAGAAAGAAACCCGGGAGGCAUUCGUUUUGGCCAUUCAGUCACCGACUUCCAUGACCAUGGUGAUUAUGUGGAGGUCACGACUAAAGCUCCUGAUGGAACAACUUCAACCUACUGCACACGCUACCUUGUUGGGGCCGAUGGUGGCCGCCUCGUUGGUCCACAACUUGGCAUUGAAAUGGAAGGCCGCACUGGCAUCACCGAUAUGGUCUCUGUGCAUAUGGGGGCCGACUUGUCGCAGUACUGGGAUGAGAGGUUCUUUGCGUGUCAUUUUAUAAACGGUGAGUGUGGGACGAUUUUUGAAAGUGGAGCCAUCGUGCCUAUGGGACCGACCUGGGGGAAACGAUCUGAAGAAUGGGUGUUUCAUUUUGGCUUCGCCCUAGAUGAUGAGGCACGGUUCCAAGAAGACAAACUAGUUCCUCGAAUCCGCGAUCUACUCAAGAUACCGGACCUAGAGAUUCAAAUUCACCGGGUUAGCCACUGGAUCAUUGAACGUGUCUUGGCGAGUAAAUAUCGGGUUGGGAAUGUCUUCCUUGCUGGAGACGCGGCGCACAGACGACCCCCUACCACCGGGCUUGGAUUGAAUACCGCUAUCGAGGAUGCAUUGAACCUCUCGUGGAAGUUAGCUAUGGUUCUCAAUCAUGAUGUCGAUGCAAAAAUCCUCGAUACUUAUGAACUUGAAAGGAGGCCAGUCGGUAAACGCAAUUGUGACUGGGGGUUGUUCACUUUUGAGAAUUCGGCAGUCAUAAAUGCGGCUAUUGGACUCGUCGCUGGCAAGAAGCAAGACAACAAAGCUAGAUUUGAAGCCAUGUACGAAGACUCGUUGACUGGUCAGAGCAUUCAAGCCCAGGUGAAAAAGAUGAUCGAGUCACAGUGCAUCGAGUUCGGGGCUCAUGGUAUUGAGCUUGGCUUCACUUAUGACAAUGGACUGAAUAUAUCAGAUGGUACAGAAUCACCAGAAGUCGACCCGCUUGGGCAAGAUUAUUGUGCCACGACUCGACCGGGACACCGUCUUCCUCACGCUUGGCUGGAAUCCAAAACCGACCACCAGAUUAUUUCUACGCACGAUCUUGUAGGACCGAAAGGUUCAUUCUUGCUCCUCACUGAUCACAUUGGGCUAGAAUGGGUUACCGCUGCCAAAAGACUCUCUCAAAAAUACAAGAUCCCGAUAAAGACUGCUCAAAUGGGCCAGCAUUUCUGGGAUAUGGAAGAUCAAUGGGAAAAGGUCAGUGGGAUCCCCAAGGGUGGUGCCAUCCUAGUGCGACCUGACAACUUCGUGGCGUGGAGAUCGAAGAAACCCUCGAGAUCACGAGGACAAGAACUAGAGGAGUCCUUUGCCGCGUUGCUUGGAUUGCCCUUGCCAGUCGAGAUGAAUGGUAUCACUCAUUAG
Messenger RNA from Exophiala bonariae, 1416 nucleotides. RefSeq lists its product as uncharacterized. The coding region runs from base 1 to 1416 and encodes 471 amino acids. The transcript has a single exon. Lineage: Eukaryota; Fungi; Ascomycota; Eurotiomycetes; Chaetothyriales; Herpotrichiellaceae. Gene Ontology annotation, molecular function: FAD binding; oxidoreductase activity. The record is from RefSeq and is a predicted model, not a curated record.